AUGAAUCUAGGAGUCGCCCCGGAGCCUGUAAUAAACUCACCCCGACCGCUCGGUCAACAAUCCCCCCUUCCGGGGAUAGAGGAAGAGGAUGAUUCCGACUGGCCUUUAGAAGACGCGACAGAUGCUACUAUCACACCAUCAUAUAAGAGCACGAAAAGUAGCACGGAUACGGUGUUCACAUCAUCCCGGAGUUCGGGGAAGAAGUAUAGUUUUGGUAGUCCGUCGUCUGUAAAGAUAUGUAUAUCGGCUGCAGCGAGGAAAUCGAAUAAAGCGCGCAAGCGUGGAUCGGGACAGGCGGCGCCCGUGGCCGGCGAGGAAGCCGCGCCCGCGCCUCUCGGUAAAAUGCAGGCGGAGCAGGGUAGCAUCGGUGAGCUGCAGAAGUACCACGGCAGGUACCUCAAGAGCCGCCGGCACACCCUCGCAAAUGUUCGGUAA
Messenger RNA from Diatraea saccharalis (sugarcane borer), 435 nucleotides. NCBI's taxonomy places the organism in Eukaryota, Metazoa, Arthropoda, Insecta, Lepidoptera, Crambidae. The record is from the annotation of a GenBank genome assembly.